UUACUCUUUUUUUGUCUCAGUCUUUGUACAUUUCUGUAGAAAGCUUCUCUCUCUCUAUUUCUCUGUGUGACGGUAAAGAGACGUGAACUAAUCGAUCUGUCAUCAUAUAGGAAGUAGAGGGGUUUGUCAGAAGAACUGUAGUUCAGAGUUCCAGCAGGACAGAAUGGAGUCCACCUUGAUCUGUGUGUUACUCUUGCUGAAUACACACAUCAACUCUGGACACUGUGAAGAUGAUGAUGGAGUGGCAAAGGCUGUUCUGACCAUACACCCCAACAGCUCCCAGAUAUUCAGUGGAGAGUCUGUCACUCUCAGAUGUGUCAUACAGGGGGGAGGAGUCACUGACUGGAAAUACACAUGGCGCAAGAUUGGUCAUUCUGACUCCUCCAGUAAGAGGAAUGAACAUGAGGUCAGUGCUGCUAAGAUUUCCGACAGUGGUGACUACAGAUGUCUGGGUUCACAUCAGCAGCAGGAUUCUAAAUGGAGUGAUGCAGUCAGACUGACAGUGACACCUCUGCCCAAAGCUACACUGACUGUAGAACCAAAUCCUGUGUUCCCUGGAGAGACAGUUACUCUGACGUGUUCAGUAGAGUCUGACAGUAUCUGGAACUAUCAGUGGUACAAAGACAGGAAUGAUAAUGUAGUAUCCCAGUCUGGCAGACACACUAUAACAGGAGACACUCUCACCAUCAAUGGAUCAACAGUGAAUGAGGGUCCCUACUGGUGUCAGGGAGAGAGAGAGUCCAGACCCACUUCUUCAUCCAUCAGUGACCCUGUCACUAUCACUGUCAAUGCUCUGCCUGUGGCCUCAGUGAGUGUCUCUUCUCAGGGUCUCCUCUACUCUGGAGAGACAGUCAGUCUGCAGUGUGUCAUACCAGGCUACACAGACUGGAGGUACUACUGGUACAAAAACAACCAACACCUUCCUGAUGAGACCAGUAAAGUCAUAGAUAUCACCGUCCCCAUCACUCAGACUGGUCAGGCUGGUCAGUACAGGUGUGAAGGGAACAGAGUGUCUAGACCCACAUCUUCACUACCAAGUGAUCCUGUCACUCUCACUGUAAAAGCUCUGCCUGUGGCCUCAGUGAGUGUCUCUUCUCAGGGUCUCCUCUACUCUGGAGAGACAGUCAGUCUGCAGUGUGUCAUACCAGGCUACACAGACUGGAGGUACUACUGGUACAAAAACAACCAACACCUUCCUGAUGAGACCAGUAAAGUCAUAGAUAUCACCGUCCCCAUCACUCAGACUGGUCAGGCUGGUCAGUACAGGUGUGAAGGGAACAGAGUGUCUAGACCCACAUCUUCACUACCAAGUGAUCCUGUCACUCUCACUGUAAAAGCUCUGCCUGUGGCCUCAGUGAGUGUCUCUUCUCAGGGUCUCCUCUACUCUGGAGAGACAGUCAGUCUGCAGUGUGUCAUACCAGGCUACACAGACUGGAGGUACUACUGGUACAAAAACAACCAACACCUUCCUGAUGAGACCAGUAAAGUCAUAGAUAUCACCGUCCCCAUCACUCAGACUGGUCAGGCUGGUCAGUACAGGUGUGAAGGGAACAGAGUGUCUAGACCCACAUCUUCACUACCAAGUGAUCCUGUCACUCUCACUGUAAAAGCUCUGCCUGUGGCCUCAGUGAGUGUCUCUCCUCAGGGUCUCCUCUACUCUGGAGAGACAGUCAGUCUGCAGUGUGUCAUACCAGGCUACACAGACUGGAUGUACCUCUGGUUCAGAGACAACCAACAGCUUCCCAGUCAGACCAGUAAAAGCAUCACAUUCCCCAUCACUCAGACUGGUCAGUACAGAUGUGAAGGGAAGAGGAGAGAUCAUCCCCAGAGGUCACAACCCAGUGAUUAUGUCACCCUAAGUGUCACUGCCUUUCCCAAAGCUACACUGACUGUGAAGCCAAACCCUGUGUUCCCUGGAGAGACAGUUACUCUGACGUGUUCAGUAGAGUCUGACAGUAUCUGGAGCUAUCAGUGGUACAAAGACUGGAAUUAUAAUGUCGUAUCUCAGUCUGUCAGACACACUAGAACAGGAGACACCCUCACCAUCAGUAGUGUUGCUGAGUCUGACCAGGGUCUCUACUGGUGUCAGGGAGAGAUCCAGUCCAGAUCCAUAUCAUCAAUCAUCAGUAAUCCUGUCACUAUCACCCUGAAUGCUCUACCCAGAGCAUCAGUGAGUAUCUCUCCUCAGUUUGUCCUCUACCCUGGAGAUACAGUCACUCUGCAGUGUGACAUAUCAGACUACACAGACUGGACGUACUACUGGUUUAUAGACAACCAACAGCUUCCCAGUCUGACCAGAAAAACCAUCACCAUCUCUCUCCCUGACAAGGCUGGUCAGUACAGGUGUGUUGGGAUGAGGAGAAGUCGGCCCCAGAUGUCAUAUUACAGCUCAGCUCUCCCCAUCAUCAUCACUGCUCUGCCCAAAGCUACACUGACUGUAAAACCCAACCCUGUGUUCCCUGGAGAGACAGUUACUCUGACGUGUUCAGUAGGGUCUGACAGUAGCUGGAGCUAUAAGUGGUACAAAGACAGGAAUUAUUAUGUAUUACCCCAGUCUGUCAGUCACACUAUAACAGGAGACAACCUCACCAUCAGUAGUGUUGCUGAGUCUGACCAUGGUCUCUACUGGUGUCAGGGAGAGAUCCAGUACAGAUCCAUAUCAUCAAUCAACAGUGAUCCUGUCACUAUCACCCUGAAUGCUCUGCCCAUGGCCUCAGUGAAGAUAGUCACUCCACAGGGUCUCCUCUACCCUGGAGAGACAGUCACUCUGCAGUGUGACAUAUCAGAAUACACAGACUGGACGUACCGCUGGUUCAGAAACAAUGAAGAGCUUCUCAUUAAGACCAGGAAAACCAUCGCCAUCUCUCUCCCUGACCAGGCUGGUCAGUACCAGUGUGUUGGGAUGAGGAGAGGUCGGCCCCAGAUGUCAUAUUACAGCUCAGCUCUCCCCAUCAUCAUCACUGCUCUGCCCAAAGCUACACUGACUGUAAAACCUAACCCUGUGUUCCCUGGAGAGACAGUUACUCUGACGUGUUCAGUAGGAUCUGACAGUAUCUGGAGCUAUAAGUGGUACAAAGACAGGAAUGAUAAUGUAGUAUCCCAGUCUGGUUACAGUAACAUUGGAGUCUCUCACAUCAGUAGAGCUGCUGAGUCUGACCAGGGUCAGUACUGGUGUGAAGGGAACAGAGUGUCUAGACCCACAUAUUCACAACCAAGUAAUGCUAUUACUCUUACUGUAAAAGAUAGUCGUCCGACGGCCACACUGAGUUCUGACAACCAGGGUAUAUUCACAGGAGACAGAGUGACACUGAGCUGUACUGUAGAGUCUCCUGGAUGGAAGUUUUACUGGUACAGACACAGACCAGACUCUACACCAGUAACCACAACCUCUGGAUACUCCUACACACUCAGCAGGGUCAGUGUCUCUGAUGGAGGACAGUACUGGUGCAGAGCUGGGAGAGGAGACCCAGUCUACUACACCCUGUACAGUGACCCAGUCCAGAUAAACAUUACUGAGAGGCCUGUUGCUGUUCUGACCCUCCAACCCAACUGGACCCAGAUAUUCAUUAGAGAGACUGUCACUAUGAGAUGUGACAUACAGGGAGGAGGAGACUCUGACUGGAACUACAGAUGGUAUAAGAAUAGUCAGUUAUUCAUCCCCUUUAACACAAAGCCUGAGUACAGAAUCAGUCCUGUCUACUGGUCUAACAGUGGUUCAUAUACCUGUGAGGGUGUAAAGGGAAACAAGUUCUCCAAGACCAGUGAUGCUGUACAACUGACUGUGUCUGAUCAACCCAAGGCUGUCCUGAGUAUCUUUCCUCAGUGGAUGAACCCUGGAGACUCAGUAAUGCUGAGCUGUGAAGUUGACAAGACGUCUACAGGCUGGAGGUUCUCCUGGUACAGGACUGUUCCCUACAGAGCUGGGUUACCCUCCCUAUCAGACAAGUCUUACUCUCUACAGCCCCUAUCUGACAAUGUGACUAGUGAAGACUCCUACACUCUGAUCCCUGCUGGUCCUACUCCCACAGGAGGAUAUGUGUGUAGAGCUGGGAGAGGAGACCCAGUCUAUGAUACACUCUACAGUGAACCUCAGAUUCUCUGGUCAGGAGAUCUGCAGCCUUCAGUGUCUCUUACAGUAAAUCCCAACACAACUCAACACUUUACAUCAACGUCUCUCUCACUGAGCUGUGAGGAGAAGGGGAACUCUACUGGAUGGACACUGAUGAGAUACACAGAGAGAAGAGUGAAGUCGGGGUGUUUCUCUAACUGGGGAUCAAUAACAGGGUCUACAUGUACCAUCAGCUACACAUACACAGGAUACAGUGGAGUGUUCUGGUGUGAGUCUGGAUCAGGAGAGUACAGUAAUGCUGUCAACAUCACAGUAAAUGAUGGUGAUGUGAUCCUGGAGAGUCCUGUCCAUCCUGUGACUGAAGGAGACUCUGUGAAUCUGACCUGUACAUUUAGACAUCAGGGAAAAAAUCCUAACCCCAAGACUGAUUUCUACAAAGAUGGAACACUCAUCAAGAAUGAGACCACAGGAGAGAUGACCAUCCCUGCAGUAUCCAAGUCAGAUGAAGGAUUCUAUAAGUGUAAAUCUGGUGAAGGAGAAUCACCAGAGAGCUGGGUGACAGUGAGAGUCUUUCCAGUCGUAUCUCCUGGAUCCUCUACAUCAGUCCUAGUAGGAGUGGUUGUGGGUCUGCUUGUUGCUGGUGUCCUACUGGUCAUUCUCCUGGUCCUGCUGGUGAGAUAUCAAAACAGCAAAGGUUCCUGUUUCAACAGAAUAUUCUGGCCCCCUCAGCCCCAGAGCACCAACCAGGACCCCCAACAGGACCAAGGAUCUGGGUAUACACAUCAGCAGCAUGGUGAUGCUAACAUCUACGAUACGAUCAAUUCCUCAGACAACAAUGAUAAUGUGGAGGUGUUUGUGUAUUAUGUCUCAGAUGUUACUGGUGCUUCUGCUGCUGGACCAAGUCAUGUGACUUACGUGCAGAUUCAACUGAAAAAGUUGGACAACAAAAAGAAAGAAAAACUAGCUGAUCCAGCUAAAGAUCCAGUCUACUCUGUGGUGAAAACAGGGAAAGCGACGGCAGCAGCUGGACCUGAUGUCACCUAUGCUGAGGUGGACCUCAAAAACAAGGUCAAAGCCAAGAAGAAGAGAGCAGGAGCUGGAUCUGUUGAUGUGACCUAUGCUGAGGUUGACCUCCAAAGAAAGGCCAAAGCCAAGAAGAAGAGAGAAACACCAACCCCACCAGAGACGGAUUCAAUCUAUUCUCUAGUGAAGCCAUACACAGUCCCCGGAGCAGCAGGACCUGUUGAUGUGACCUAUGUUGAGGUUGAUCUCCAAAAGAAGGUCAAAACCAAGAAGAAGAGAGCAACCCCACCCGAGGCAGAUUCAGUCUAUUCUCAAUUGAAGCCACGGUCAUGCCCCGGUCCUUGAGGGAGAUGGAGGGACACAUCAUCAGAGGAGGAGCAGGAAAUACCUUGCAAUAUAGAUUAUUCACACAUGCGCGCACAGACACACAAGCACACCCACAGAUACACACACAUAAAGGAUUUAUAUAUAUAUAUAUAUAUAUAUAUAUCUCAACAAAUAUAUUUGAUUUAAUAUUGGUUUAACUGUGUAUAACUGCAACAGGUUUUGAAACAAUGAUAUGGUGUUAUGAUUAUUAUCUGUAGCUACAGCAAGUGUAGUGUAUUGAGUUGUUGUGUUGUAAAUCUAUUGGCAUGUAUUGUCUUUGGUUUAUUACUUCUGUCACUCAGAUGAUAGAAUACUACACUACACAGCCAAAAGUAUGUGGACACACAAGUGGAUUCUGCUAUUACAGCCACACCCCUUGCUGACGGGUGUAUAAAUUCGAGCACAGUAAUGCGAUCUCCAAAGACAAACAUUGGCAGUAGAAUGGCCGGUACUGAUGAACUGUCACUUUCACCGUAGAACCGUUAUUGGAUGCCACCUUUUCAACAAGUCCGUUCUUUAAAAUUUCUGCCCUGGUCAACUGCAAGUGCUGUUAUUGGGAAGUGGAAACGUCUAGGAGCAACAACUGCUCGGCCGCGAACUGGUAGGCCACACGAGCUCACAAAAGCAAAGUCAGCACAAGAACUGCUAGUCGGGAACUUCAUGAAAUGGGUUUCUAUGGAUGAGCAGUCGCACACAAGCCUAAGAUCACCAUGCGCAAUGCCAAGCAUCAGCUGCAGUGGUGUGAAGCUCGCCACAAUUGGACUCUGGAACAUUGGAAAUGUGUUCUCUGGAGUGAUGAAUCACGCUUCACCAUCUGGGAGUCAGACGGACGAAUCUGGGUUUUGCGGAUGAAGGAGAACACUACCUGUCCCUAUGCAUCAUAGUGAAACUGUAAAGUUUGGUGGGGAAGGAAUAAUGGUGUGGGGCUGUUUUUCAUGGUUCGGGCUAGGCCCCUCAGUUCCUGUGAAAGGAAAUCUUAACGCUACAGGAUACAAUGACACUCUAUACAAAUCUGUGCUUCAACUUUGUGGCAAUAGUUUGGGGAAGGCCCUUUCCUGUUUCAGCAUGACAAUGCGCCCGUGCACAAAGUGAGGUCUGUACCGAAGUGGUUUGUCGAGAUUGUUGUGGAGGAACUUAACUGGCCUGCACAGAGCCCUGACCUCAACCUCAUUGAACACCUUUGGAAUGAUUUGGAACGCCGACUGCGAGCCAGACCUAAUCGCCCAACAUCAUUGUCCUACCUCACUAAUGCUCUUGUGGCUGAAUGGAAGCAAUUCCCCACAGCAAUUUUCCAACAUCUAGUGGAAAGAUAUCCCAUUAAAGUGGAGGCUAUUAUAGUAGCAAAAGGGGGACCAACUCCAAAUUAAUGCCCUUGAUUUUGGAAUUAGAUGGUUGACGAGCAAGUGUUAUCAUACUUUUGGCCAUAUAGUGUAUAUACUGAACAAGAAUAUAAAACACAACAUGUAAAGUGUUGGUCCCACGUUUCAUGAGCUGAAAUGUUUCACACACACAAAAAGCUUUUUCUCAAAAAUGUUUUGGGAAAAUGUGUUUACAUCCCUGUUAGUGAACAUUUCUCCUUUGCCAAUAUAAUCCGUAUACCUGACAGCAUGAUCAUUACACAGGUGGUGCUUGUGCUGGGGACAGUAAAAUACCACUCUAAACUGUGCUGUUUUGUCACACAACACUAUUGUAAGGGAUCUCGUCCUCCUCUUCUGAGGAGGAUAAGCGAGAAGGAUCGGAGGACCAAAACGCAGCGUGACACGGAAGAGAAACACCCACCACCAGAGGACCAGGCAGCGUGGUAACGGGCAGCAGCAGGAGAGGCAGCGAUAUUUGGAGAACUGGACUUGGGAGGAGAUUCUGGACGGCAAAGGACCCUGGGCACAGUCACAGUCAGGGGAAUAUCACCGCUCCAAAGCAGAGCCGGGGGCGAAUAGAGAGGCGGAGAAGUGAGUGUUUCUGUAACGAGUGUCGUUGUAGGUGGAAGGAGGUCAGGACCAAAGCGCAGCGUGAGAACCGUCUUCACAACUACGUGUAACCACGUCAGCCCAGGACUUCCACAUCCGGCUUCUUCACCUGUGGGAUGGUCUGAGACAAGCCACCCGGACACCUGAUGAAACUCUGGGUUUCCACCAAAAAAUGUGUCAGAAGCUGUCUCAGGGAAACUUAUCUGUUUGCUCGUCGUCUUCACCAGGGUCUUGAACUGACUGCUCUUUGGUGUUGUAACGGACUUCAGAGGGCAAUGCUCACCUAACGGUUAAAACUGUAUUGGCAUGAUAAUGCAAGGCCCUACAUCUCAAGGAUCUGUACACAUUUCCUGGAAGCUGAAAACGUCCCAGUGGCCUGCAUAAUCACCAGACAUGUCAGCCAUUGAGCUUUCUUUGGGAUAUUCUGGAACGACAUCUACAACAGUGUGUUCCAGUUCCCGCCAGUAUCCAGCAACUUCACACAGCCAUUGAAGAGGAGUGGGACAACAUUCCACAGGCCACAAUCAACAGCCUGAUCAACACUGCCGCGCUGUAUGAGGCAAAUUGUGGUCCCACCCGAUACUGACUGCUUUUCUGAGCCAUGCCCCUACAUUUUUAAAAGGUAUCUGUGACCAACAGAUGCAUAUCUGCAUUCCCAGUCAUAGGAAAUCCAUAGAUUAGGGCCUAAUGAAUUUAUUAAAUUUGACUAAUAUCUAAUAUACAUAUACAUUGACUAAUUUACAUGAACUGUAACACUUGUUGCAUGUUGAGUUUAUAUUUGAAUUCAGUGUAUUAGUAUAUACAUUUCACAGAAUAUUAGAAUUAUACACUUUUUUUUAAAGACUACUUUUACCAUUCACAAGAGGGCAUGAAUGCACAAGUAAACGGUUAUAGUCAACUCAUCCAUACAACCGUCUUUCAGCCUUUCUUUCAGCCUUCCUUUCAGCCUAAAAUAGUUUUGGGGCUCCCAAUGUGUGAGUUCAAGGGACAACCUGUGAUUGGUACAUACAUUUUGGGAAUCUUAAAGAAUAUAUCUUGCAAAUGCCUCGUGAGCUUAGUUGCCAAUAGAGAUUUUCAUCAUUAAUUUUUAAAUAAAGGUGUUGAAAUGGA
This is a messenger RNA of Oncorhynchus nerka (sockeye salmon), 8535 nucleotides long. RefSeq names its product basement membrane-specific heparan sulfate proteoglycan core protein-like. Gene Ontology annotation, molecular function: transmembrane signaling receptor activity. The record is from RefSeq and is a predicted model, not a curated record. The transcript is spliced from 33 exons. Bases 164 to 5437 code for a protein of 1757 amino acids. NCBI's taxonomy places the organism in Eukaryota, Metazoa, Chordata, Actinopteri, Salmoniformes, Salmonidae. Gene Ontology annotation, cellular component: plasma membrane. Gene Ontology annotation, biological process: cell surface receptor signaling pathway.